This is a messenger RNA of Acanthoscelides obtectus, 276 nucleotides long. NCBI's taxonomy places the organism in Eukaryota, Metazoa, Arthropoda, Insecta, Coleoptera, Chrysomelidae. The record is from the annotation of a GenBank genome assembly.
AUGUUGCUGUAUUCUGCAUCUAGAAUUAUCAAUGAUGUAGAGAAAAAGAAGACUUACGGAAGCACCAAGAGUGACAAACACAUGAGGAAUCUGAGCAUCGAAGAAGCGUUGAAGUUUAAAAAGUCUGGGAAAUCAGGAGGUAAACCGGAUGAUAUAUACGUUCCAACUGUCAAGUGGUUCCGAAAAAUGGAAGAAAUAAUGGAUAGCUACACAGCUGAAAAUGAAACGAAAAGCAUAGUAAGUCAAAAGUGUAUUUUUGUAAUAACUGGUAACUAA